This is a messenger RNA of Alligator sinensis (Chinese alligator), 3817 nucleotides long. RefSeq names its product leucine rich repeat containing 6 (gene DNAAF11). NCBI's taxonomy places the organism in Eukaryota, Metazoa, Chordata, Crocodylia, Alligatoridae. The transcript is spliced from 19 exons. Bases 408 to 2648 code for a protein of 746 amino acids. Gene Ontology annotation, cellular component: cytoplasm. Gene Ontology annotation, molecular function: protein binding. The record is from RefSeq and is a predicted model, not a curated record. Gene Ontology annotation, biological process: outer dynein arm assembly.
UUGCACAGUAUGUUUUCAAAAGGAAACGGAGGACUUGAUAGACCUGCCUUUCUGAAGACUUCAGAAUAAUUCUGUUCCAGGAAGCUGCACAAAGAGCAAGUUACACCGUGAUGAAAAACUUUUUGCAUACGUUUGUUAGCUUUUAACAAAUCGGAGUGUUAAGGUUUGGAAUAUUUUACACAUUUAUGUUUUGAUCGUUCUCUGAACUGACACAUAGCUAAACCCUGGAUUUCUUCAUUUACGGUCAACUCUUCAAGAAACUUUGCAUUUUUUUCCGAUUGCUUUCAUCACUACCAGCAGACAGAAGAGAGUAAAAUACUGUUUUAAGAAAUGACACGCAUGAACAACUUUUGCAGGUCAUCUGAAAUACCCGGAGUCCCAGAGCGUAUGCAAUAGGCCUUUUCAAGAUGUAUCAAAUAUCUCAUCUAAUGUCAACACCAACAGCAAGUAAAUGUUCUUCAGAGUCUGAUCAAGAAGAGCACGGGCAAAGAGUGUCCCCUGGACACAUUUGGCCAAGCUUUCUGGAUAAUGAAACGUCCUAUGAGUGUUGUUCAAUAAACCCCUUGACCGGCUCUUUCUUCACGUGUCGCCGGAGUCCUCGGCUUCUCGCUAAUGGCUAUUACAUUUUGACUGAAGACAGUUUUCUGGCAGAUGAAGAUGGCAACGUAACAUUGACUCCAUCGCAGACAAGUGUAACCUACAAGGAAAACUUAGUGAGGAUAUUCAGGAGAAGGAAGAAAAUCCGGGAUCGUUCUCUUGCUAGUCUGUUUAAUCUCAGUGCCUCGCAUUCAUGGCUCAACAGCACAGUCCUUAGUGAUAUGGAUUCUUCUCAUAUGGAAGAACCUUGGAUUGAUGGAUGUGGUAAACUAGAUACCAGUCAGAGCUGUAACUAUGCUGCCUCUCUUAUAGGUGACUCUGAAUUUUCUCUCAGCUACAAUUCCUGGAUGUCAGAAAGGCAAACUCCAGCAGCUAAGGAGCCCUCUCUCACUAAAGAUGAGACAUACAGUCAGUCAAGGAAACAGAUUUAUGAUUCCUCUUCCUGCUCCCAGUUUAUGGCAAAUGAGUUUGGAGAAACUUUGGAUUAUUCAAAAUCCAGUACAUUGAAAAAUGUGUUUUAUCAAAUAAUUAUGCUGUCCAUGUGUUUAAUCAUUUCCAUUUGUGCCAGAUGCUUCCUGGGAGGAGUCUUUGUCCAUCUGCUGACCUUUUUGCUGCUGAUCAUUUUAUUUUUCACUGAAGAUCUUGUUCGACGGCGUGCAGAACAUAACAACUGUGAAAUUUUUUCCCUGGAAGAAAUCACCUUGCAUCAACAGGAAAUAGAGAAAAUAGAAUACCUUGAUAAAUGGUGCAGAGACUUAAAAAUUCUCUAUCUUCAAAAUAAUUUAAUUCCAAAAAUUGAAAAUGUUAGCAAACUAAAGAAGCUUGAAUAUUUAAAUUUAGCUUUGAACAACAUUGAAAGAAUUGAAAAUUUGGAAGGAUGUGAAGAAUUGCAGAAACUUGACCUGACAGCAAAUUUCAUCGGAGAACUGUCCAGUAUUGAAGUCCUAAAACACAACAUGCAUCUUAAAGAACUCUUUCUGAUGGGGAACCCGUGCACUGAGUUUGAAGGAUACAGACAGUUUGUGGUAGCAACUCUUCAUCAGCUAAAAAAGUGCCUGGACAGUAAAGAAAUAGAACGUUCUGAAAGGAUUCAGGCAUUGCAGAACUAUGCUGAAAUAAAGAAGAAAAUCAGUGAGCAGGAACAGGCUUACUGCCUCAAAAGGGCCAGAGAAAAAGAAGAGGUUGUACAAAAAAUACAAGAGAGGCAGAAGAAAAAAAAAGACAAACCUAACCCUGGAUUUGAUCGACGCUGGUACACAGACAUUAACAACACCAUCCCAGACCCUUUACAGGACAAAGAAAACCAGCAGCACACAGAAGAAGAAAAUGAGUAUCGGCAAUGGGGAGCAGAUGAAGACAAUGAAGAGGACAGAGCAUUUUGGGAAGAGCCCACACUAUAUACUCCAGAGUCAAGAUUAGAAACUCACAGAUAUAUUGAAGAAAAGCGUAGAGCUAAAGAAGAUCUAAGGGGACACAAGAAGAAAGAAAAGCCACCUAGGACUUUGAUCACCACAGAAGGAAAAGUUCUGAAUAUAAAUGAACCAAAGCUUCAUUUCUCUUUGAAAGAUGAUGAAGAAAACAACCAAUUCAUCCUAGAUCUUGCUGUUUACAGGCAUAUGGACACUUCUCUUAUUGACGUUGAUGUUCAGCCAACUUAUAUCCGAGUUAUGGUGAAGGGCAAGCCAUUUCAACUUGUGCUUCCAGCAGAAGUGAAACCAGACAGUAGCUCUUCAAAGAGAUCACAAACAACUGGGCAUUUAGUUAUCAAUAUGCCAAAGGCUAAAGACAUAAUUAUGGCUAACCGAAAAGCACCCGCUUCAGCCAAACCUUCUGACAGCAACAAAUCGCAAACAAAUACAAGAAGAAGACAGCAAGUUGAGCAACUAGAAGUGGAUCCUAACAAAUACUCAUUCCCUGAUGUAGCAAACAUAGUCCAAGAAAAGGAGCGAACUGGACAAGGUCCCAUUAGGCUUCAACAACAAAAGGCAAUAGAGCCUGAGAAGAGUUUUACUGACUCAGUGGACGGCGAAGAUGUUCCUCCCUUAAUUUGAAAUGUAAUGAGAGGUUUUCACAAUCUGUAACCUGCAUUGCCUCUGAGUUAGCCUCAGCAGCUUUCUUGACUCACACAAUAGAGGAUCUACGUAUAUAAUAACCUUAUUGUCUACUGAAAUUAAAAAAUAUUAGUUAUUGCUAUCAGCUGUUUUUGUUAUACUUUUGCUGUACACUUCUGCCUCUUUCAAUUAGAAGAUUAAUACAUACCUUCUCUUUUUCUAAAUUGUCUGCUUGUGUCAUGACAGGGUUCCAAAGGCCUCUUCAAAACUGGGAUAUCUCACUGUGGUUGGCAGGAUAUAAACCAAUAGGAAGAUUGACUCACUACCCCAAAGACCUCACAGUCUAAUUAAAGAGAUAACAAAUGAGUAUGGCAACAGCAAUUAAUUAUCCUAUUACCUAGGAUGAACCACACAGGGCUGAAGUCCCCAGGCAUUUUCCAGUGCUUACCUUCUUAGGAAGGCAGCAGCAAAGAAAGCUCUUGUGUUGGGUGUGAUGCACUUGCACUGAUGUUCCUAUACUCUGGGACUGAGAAGGGGCCGAUGGGGCUAGCCCAUCCUUCCUGCAACAGUAAAUCUACCAACACAACAAACAGCUUUCAGAUUGUACAUCCAGCAAUAUCAUCAGCAGUGUGCAUGAGGAGUGCAAAGGUGCCAGUCCUUAGUGAUGCUGUGGGGAGGGGAAGAUCACAGCUGGAUAAUACACCCCAGAAGACUUGCCACUUCAGAACAGCUGGGCUAAGUCAGCUAGAUCUUUCCAGUGCCCUGGGUGCUGGUCUCUUUUGUCUUUCCUGGGCUUCCAGCAACUGCAGGAUUCAUUGAAAUUGUCAGUGUCUAAUUUGCAGCUCCUCUUAUAUGUAGGGGUGAAGACAAUUUGGGGCAGCAGAGCUUGGAGCUAGAGGGACUUGUUCCUACCCUGCCCUUCCACUGUUCUAAGAACUGCAGGAGACUCCUGAUUCGCUUUAUUCCCAAACCCCUGGAUUGCACCCAGUAAGUUGGAAUGGGCUUCUUCAAAGAGUAAUGUAUUCACUAUACUGUAUCAUAGUGAAACCAGCUACUGUAACUUGACACAGCAAAUUUGUGAAUGCCUCUUUCGCUUUUUAGUUUAGGCUGGGGCAGGCAAAAUGCGGCCUGCGGGCCGGAUGUGGCCUGCCAAGCCAUUCUAUCUGAUC